Colletotrichum karsti is the source of this 1173-nucleotide messenger RNA. RefSeq lists its product as uncharacterized. The record is from RefSeq and is a predicted model, not a curated record. NCBI's taxonomy places the organism in Eukaryota, Fungi, Ascomycota, Sordariomycetes, Glomerellales, Glomerellaceae. Gene Ontology annotation, cellular component: nucleus; cytoplasm. Gene Ontology annotation, biological process: coenzyme A biosynthetic process. Gene Ontology annotation, molecular function: phosphopantothenate--cysteine ligase activity. The transcript has a single exon. The coding region runs from base 1 to 1173 and encodes 390 amino acids.
AUGGCAACCGCAACAACAAACCCCGAAAUCCAAGAAGACGCCUACUUCUCCUCCCAACCGCCCCCGCGCGCCCUCGAAACCCACGUCGCCGCCGCCCGGUCCUUCAUCGCCCACCACGCCGCCAUCCCCUCCCGCCGCAUCGUCCUCGUCACCUCGGGCGGCACCACCGUGCCCCUCGAGAAGCAGACGGUCCGCUUCAUCGACAACUUCUCCGCCGGCACCCGCGGCGCCACCUCGGCCGAGUACUUCCUCGAGGCCGGCUACGCCGUCGUCUUCCUGCACCGCCAGUUCUCGCUGCAGCCGUACUCGCGGCACUACUCGCACGCGACCGACUGCUUUCUGGAUUUUCUUGCGGAAGGCGGGGAAGGCGGGGAGACGGUCGUCGCGGCCGCGGAGCACCAGGAGCGCAUGCGCGCCGUGCUGAAAAAGUACCAGGCGGCCAAGAGGGGCAACAUGUUGCUCAUGCUGCCGUUCACGACCAUCACGGAUUACCUGUUCGAGCUGCGCGCCAUCGCGGGGUUGUUGAGGCCGCUGGGGCCCAGGGCGCUGUUGUACCUCGCGGCCGCGGUGUCGGAUUUCUUUCUCCCGCAGGAUAGGAUGGCGGAGCACAAGAUCCAGUCGACUAAUGCUACGGACUCGUUCUCGGGGGCACCUGCUCCCGCGGCGGCUGCCAAGACGAACAACGGCAGCGGCAACGGCAACGGCAACGGGACGACGGACGACGAGGAGACGUUCGACAACUUCGACUCGUCCCCGCGGGUCCCGCGCUCCAAGCGUCUCGUGAUCGACCUGGACCCGGUGCCCAAGUUCCUGCAGAACCUGGUGGACGGGUGGGCGCCGCAAGGGAUGGUGGUGAGCUUCAAGCUGGAGACGAACCCGGCGAUCCUGGUGCACAAGGCCAAGUAUUCGCUGGAGCGGUACCAGCACCACCUGGUCAUCGGCAACCUGCUGUCGACGCGCAAGCACGAGGUCGUCUUCGUGGCGCCGGGCCGGCGGGACAGGUGGGUCCGGGUGCCGGGCGCGGGCGCGGCGCAGCGCGGCAGGACGGCCGAGGACGCGCCGCUCGACCCGAGCGCGCUGCCGGAGGGGGACCCGGAGGUGGAGAUCGAGAGCCUGAUCAUCCCCGCGGUGCAGGAGUUGCAUUCGAAGCAUAUCGAGUCGCUGCGGGAGUAG